GUGGAGCGGGCAGGCGGGCCCGGGUCUGGAGCCUGCUACUGGGGAGGGCGCCGCGUCAACAGCAGCGGUUGCGGGGCGGGGCCGAGUGCGCGUGCGCGGCUCUCGCGGGCGGGGAGCAGGCGGGGGAGCGGGCGGGAAGCAGUGGGAGCGCGCGUGCGCGCGGCCGUGCAGCCUGGACAGUGGGUCCUGCCUGUGACGGGUGGCGGCGGUCGGUCCUGCCUGUAACGGCGGCGGCGGCUGCUGCUCCAGACACCUGCGGCGGCGGCGGCGGCGACCCCGCGGCGGGCGCGGAGAUGUGGCCCCUGGUAGCGGCGCUGUUGCUGGGCUCGGCGUGCUGCGGAUCAGCUCAGCUACUAUUUAAUAAAACAAAAUCUGUAGAAUUCACGUUUUGUAAUGACACUGUCGUCAUUCCAUGCUUUGUUACUAAUAUGGAGGCACAAAACACUACCGAAGUAUACGUAAAGUGGAAAUUUAAAGGAAGAGAUAUUUACACCUUUGAUGGAGCUCUAAACAAGUCCACUGUCCCCACUGACUUUAGUAGUGCAAAAAUUGAAGUCUCACAAUUACUAAAAGGAGAUGCCUCUUUGAAGAUGGAUAAGAGUGAUGCUGUCUCACACACAGGAAACUACACUUGCGAAGUAACAGAAUUAACCAGAGAAGGUGAAACGAUCAUCGAGCUAAAAUAUCGUGUUGUUUCAUGGUUUUCUCCAAAUGAAAAUAUUCUCAUUGUUAUUUUCCCAAUUUUUGCUAUACUCCUGUUCUGGGGACAGUUUGGUAUUAAAACACUUAAAUAUAGAUCCGGUGGUAUGGAUGAGAAAACAAUUGCUUUACUUGUUGCUGGACUAAUGAUCACUGUCAUUGUCAUUGUUGGAGCCAUUCUUUUCGUCCCAGGUGAAUAUUCAUUAAAGAAUGCUACUGGCCUUGGUUUAAUUGUGACUUCUACAGGGAUAUUAAUAUUACUUCACUACUAUGUGUUUAGUACAGCGAUUGGAUUAACCUCCUUCGUCAUUGCCAUAUUGGUUAUUCAGGUGAUAGCCUAUAUCCUCGCUGUUGUUGGACUGAGUCUCUGUAUUGCGGCGUGUAUACCAAUGCAUGGCCCUCUUCUGAUUUCAGGUUUGAGUAUCUUAGCUCUAGCACAAUUACUUGGACUAGUUUAUAUGAAAUUUGUGGCUUCCAAUCAGAAGACUAUACAACCUCCUAGGAAAGCCGUAGAGGAACCCCUUAAUGCAUUCAAAGAAUCAAAAGGAAUGAUGAAUGAUGGUAAGUAUAAAAUGCACUUAAUAAUUAUAGAUCAAUUAAAACAUGGACAUUGGAAAACAAAAAAGCUUCUUGAAAAUGUGGCUCUUUUUUAGUAAAAGGGACACUGUCAGAUGAUAAAGGUUCACAUUUCUUGAUGUAUACAACUUAAAUCUACUUUGCUAAAAAUUGCAAAACUACUACUGUAAAAACUGUAGAGUGUCACGAAUCAGACUCCAGUCAUAUGGCUCCCAGCAAAGAGAAAUUACCACUUUUUGUAAAACGUUUUUCAGAUUCAGUAUCUGGUGACUGUAACUUUAAAAUGCCUUUUAUAAGGCACAUAAAUAAUCUGGCACAAAUCUUUAUCAUUUUGACAGAGUUUCUUUUAUGCUUGUGUUGGUGAUUUUGUUGCAUUUAACCCAUGGGGACUUCACAUCUCUGCUUUUCCAAUCAGGAGCUUGGUUCUAACCUUCUGGGAGAUGAUUAAAGAUAGAGGUUGAGAGAGAGAGAGAGAUGUUUCGUCCUCAGCUUUUGCUUCUAUUUUUUUUUUUAAAGAACUCUGGGCUAAUAACUUCUAAUCUUUAUAGAAUAUUUCAAAGACAUAUAUUUGUUCUUAAAGAUACAUAGGUUUGAGAUAUUGAGUGCUACAAGCAUUUAUUUUGGUUUUACCCUAACAUAUUAUGAUUCCUCAGUUUUGUUGGCAUUUAGUAACUAUGUUUAUGUUUUUAUCUUAUCAAAAAUAUCUUCUUACCUUUGAUAUUUAUUAUCACUCCUCGGUCAUGUAAAUAGUUUGCUUCAUAUUUUACUGUUUUAAAGUCUGUGACCUUACCUGCCCACUUCUGUAGCAAAGUGCAGCAUUUAACUCAGGAAGCUGUAUUCCCCCAAGUGCCAUUAAUAUUUGCAUAAGAUUAAAAACAUUCUAAUCAUGCAUUGGUGAACAAAGUUUAAAACAACGUGUAUUCAACAUGGAGUCACAGAAUGAUCCUACUUUUGUAUGUUUGUGUCACAGCCUUUAAAAGUAUGUUUUGUUAUAUAAGCCAUUACCCUCCUAAAAAAGACUAUAGUUCACAGGAAUAAAUUAAAAGACAUAACAAAACGUAAAAGAACUGGUACCAGGAAUUGUGGCCAUGGUUUGUUCCAGUAACUGUGGCAUGGCAUGGUUUGUUCCAGGAAUUGUGGCAUGGUUUGUUCAUGUUUACAUUCUGACGUCCUAUUUUUUUUUUUUUUUAAUUUCUAUGUACUUUCCUUUUCUUUGGUGGUGUCAUUGUUCUGUAGUUGUAUGAAGAAACUAAACUUUUCUCCAUUUUCAGGAAAGCAAUCUAAGAAUCUUGAGUGCCUCUUCCUUUGUUAAUUUCUCUUAAGAUGUGACUUUUUUAAACUACUGCAUCAGGAAAUAUUGUAAAACAGUUUUGCCUUGAAUAUUUGUGAUGAAAUCUAUGAUGAUCUUCAAGAUUCUCUUAAUUUUGCUAAUAUUCAGCUGAUCAGAAUUUGUUUUUAAAAUGUCUGUCUGGUGGGUACUUCCCACUGACAACUGCUUAUUGCUCACAGUAUGUCUGCCUUGUCAAUGAAUGAGGUUCAGGGUGCUUCCUAGGGAUCAGAGUCAGUACCAUUUUUCUCUUUCAUCUACAGCUGAUCAGAUGUUUAUUUUACUUACAUUAAAUGAAUGGUGGAGAUCCAAAGUGAAUAUUAUAGAAUAUUAUUCUAGGAUCAACAUCUUUUGCUUUGAAAAAUCAACAUCUCUUGGCUUUUCCUCAGCCAACCCAGCAAACAGAGAUUAUCAGACUCUGUUGAUUUUUUACUUUAAUUUGGCAUUGGCCUUUUUCUUACUGAAAUUAAAAAGGCUAAUGAUUUGUCUGGUUUCUGUCUCUGACCUUUGCAGAUCUGUUUUCUUAAUUUUCAGAUGCUAUAUAUCUGAAACUUUUUUUAAUGCGUCAACUUUUUAAUGGAUAGAAAAUAGACACAAAUAGUGAUUAUGUGUUCAUUUUUCAAUUUUCCAGAAUAACUGAAGUGAAGUGAUGGACUCCGAUUUGGAGAGUAGUAAGACGUGAAAGGAAUACACUUGUGUUUAAGCACCAUGGCCUUGAUGAUUCACUGUUGGGGAGAAGAAACAAGAAAAGUAACUGGUUGUCACCUAUGAGACCCUUACGUGAUUGUUAGUUAAGUUUUUAUUCAAAGCAGCUGUAAUUUAGUUAAUAAAAUAAUUAUGAUCUAUGUUGUUUGCCCAAUUGAGAUCCAGUUUUUUGUUGUUAUUUUUAAUCAGUUAGGGGCAAUAGUAGAAUGGACAAUUUCCAAGAAUGAUGCCUUUCAGGUUCUAGGGCCUCUGGCCUCUAGGUAACCAGUUUAAAUUGGUUCAGAGUGAUAACUACUUAGCACUGCCCUGGUGAUUACCCAGAGAUAUCUAUGAAAACCAGUGGCUUCCAUCAAACCUUUGCCAACUCAGGUUCACAGCAGCUUUGGGCAGUUAUGGCAGUAUGGCAUUAGCUGAGAUGUGUCUGCCACUUCUGGGUCAAGGGAAUAAUAAAUUAAGUACAGGCAGGAAUUUGGUUGGGAGCAUCUUGUAUGAUCUCCGUAUGAUGUGAUAUUGAUGGAGAUAGUGGUCCUCAUUCUUGGGGGUUGCCAUUCCCACAUUCCCCCUUCAACAAACAGUGUAACAGGUCCUUCCCAGAUUUAGGGUACUUUUAUUGAUGGAUAUGUUUUCCUUUUAUUCACAUAACCCCUUGAAAUCCUGUCUUGUCCUCCUGUUACUUGCUUCUGCUGUACAAGAUGUAGCACCUUUUCUCCUCUUUGAACAUGGUCUAGUGACACGGUAGCACCAGUUGCAGGAAGGAGCCAGACUUGUUCUCAGAGCACUGUGUUCACACUUUUCAGCAAAAAUAGCUAUGGUUGUAACAUAUGUAUUCCCUUCCUCUGAUUUGAAGGCAAAAAUCUACAGUGUUUCUUCACUUCUUUUCUGAUCUGGGGCAUGAAAAAGCAAGAUUGAAAUUUGAACUAUGAGUCUCCUGCAUGGCAACAAAAUGUGUGUCACCAUCAGGCCAACAGGCCAGCCCUUGAAUCGGGGUUUAUUACUGUUGUAUCUAUGUUGCAUGAUAAACAUUCAUCACCUUCCUCCUGUAGUCCUGCCUCGUACUCCCCUUCCCCUAUGAUUGAAAAGUAAACAAAACCCACAUUUCCUAUCCUGGUUAGAAGAAAAUUAACGUUCUGACAGUUGUGAUCGCCUGGAGUACUUUUAGACUUUUAGCACUCGUUUUUUACCUGUUUGUGGAUGUGUGUUUGUAUGUGCAAACGUAUGAGAUAGGCACAUGCAUCUUCUGUAUGGACAAAGGUGGGGUACCUACAGGAGAGCAAAGGUUAAUUUUGUGCUUUUAGUAAAAACAUUUAAAUACAAAGUUCUUUAUUGGGUGGAAUUAUAUUUGAUGCAAAUAUUUGAUCACUUAAAACUUUUAAAACUUCUAGGUAAUUCGCCACGCUUUUUGACUGCUCACCAAUACCCUGUAAAAAUACGUAAUUCUUCCUGUUUGUGUAAUAAGAUAUUCAUAUUUGUAGUUGCAUUAAUAAUAGUUAUUUCUUAGUCCAUCAGAUGUUCCCGUGUGCCUCUUUUAUGCCAAAUUAAUUGUCAUAUUUCAUGUUGGGACCAAGUAGUUUGCCCAUGGCAAACCUAAAUCUAUGACCUGCUGAGGCCUCUCAGAAAACUGAACAUGCUAGCAAGACAGCUCUUCUUGAAAAAAAAAUAUGUAUACACAAAUAUAUACGUAUAUCUAUAUAUACGUAUAUCUAUAUAUACGUGUAUAUAUAUAUACACACAUGUAUAUUCUUCCUUGAUUGUGUAGCUGUCCGAAAUAAUAACAUAUACAGAGGGAGCUGUAUUCCUUUAUACAAAUCUGAUGGCUCCUGCAGCACUUUUUCCUUCUGAAAAUAUUUACAUUUUGCUAACCUAGUUUGUUACUUUAAAAAUCAGUUUUGAUGAAAGGAGGGAAAAGCAGAUGGACUUGAAAAAGAUCCAAGCUCCUAUUAGGAAAGGUAUGAAAAUCUUUAUAGUAAAAUUUUUUAUAAACUAAAGUUUUACCUUUUAAUAUGUAGUAAACUCUCAUUUAUUUGGGGUUCACUCUUGGAUCUCAUCCAUCCAUCGUGUUCUCUUUAAUGCUGCCUGCCUUUUCAGGCAUUCACUGCCCUAGACAAUGCCACCAGAGGUAGUGGGGGAAAUGCCAGAUGAAACCAACUCUUGCUGUCACUAGUUGUCAGCUUCUCUGGAUAAGGGACCACAGCAGCAGGAGUCCUCCUGCUUGGGCACCAUUGGGCCAGUUCCUUCUCUUUAAAUCAGAUUUGUAGUGGCUCCCAAAUUCCAUCGCAUCACAUUUAAAUUGCAGACAGUGUUUUGCACAUCAUGUAUCUGUUUUGUCCCAUAAUACGCUUUUUACUCCCUGAUCCCAGUUUCUGCUGUUGACUCUUCCAUUCAGUUUUAUUUGUUGUCUGUUCUCACAGUGACACCAUUUGUUGUUUUCUGCAACAACCUUUCCAGCUACUUUUGCCAAAUUCUAUUUGUCUUCUCCUUCAAAACAUUCUCCUUUGCAGUUCCUGUUCAUCUGUGUAGCUGCUCUUUUAUCUCUUAACUUACCAUUCCUAUAGUACUUUAUGCAUCUCUGCUUAGUUCUAUUAGUUUUUUGGUCUUGCUCUUCUCCCUUGAUUUUAAAAUUCCUUCUAUAGCUAGAGCUUUUCUUUCUUCUGCUCUCUUCCUGCAGUGUUUUGCAUACAUCAGAAGCUAGGUACAUAAGUUAAAUGAUUGAGAGUUGGCUGUAUUUAGAUUUAUCACUUUUUAAUAGGGUGAGCUUAAGAGUUUUCUUUCUUUUUUUUUUUUUUUGACAAAUUUCACAUGCUCUAAAAACCUUCAAAGGUGAUUAUUUUUCUCCUGGAAACUCCAGGUCCAUUCUGUUUAAAUCCCUAAGAAUGUCAGAAUUAAAAUAACAGGGCUAUCCCAUAAUUGGAAAUAUUUCUUUUUUUCAGGAUGCUAUAGUCAAUUUAGUAAGUGACCACCAAAUUGUUAUUUGCACUAACAAAGCUCAAAACACGAUAAGUUUACUCCUCCAUCUCAGUAAUAAAAAUUAAGCUGUAAUCAACCUUCUAGGUUUCUCUUGUCUUAAAAUGGAUAUUCAAAAAGGGGGAUCUGUGGUGUAUGUAUGGAAACACAUACUCCUUAAUUUACCUGUUGUUGGAAACUGGAGAAAUGAUUGUCGGGCAACUGUUUAUCUUUUAUUGUAUUUUAUUUGGUUGAGGGAUUUUUUUAUAAACAGUUUUACUUGUGUCAUAUUUUAAAAUUACUAACUGCCAUCACCUGCUGGGGUCCUUUGUUAGGUCAUUUUCAGUGACUAAUAGGGAUAAUCCAGGUAACUUUGAAGAGAUGAGCAGUGAGUGACCAGGAAGUUUUUCUGCCUUUAGCUUUGACAGUUCUUAAUUAUGAUCGUGGAAGACCAGCUUUCUCAUAAAUUUCUCUUUUUGGAAAAAAAGAAAGCAUUUGUACUAAGCUCCUCUGUAAGACAACAUCUUAAGUCUUAAAAGUGUUGUUAUCAUGGCUGGUGAGAGAAGAAAACAUUUUGUUUUUAUUAAAUGGAGCGUUAUUUACAAAAAGCCAUUGUUGAGAAUUAGAUCCCACAUCGUAUAAAUAUCUAUUAACCAUUCUAAAUGAAGAGAACUCCAGUGUUGCUAUGUGCAAGAUCCUCUCUUGAGAGCUUUUUUGCAUAGCAAUUAAAGGUGUGCUAUUUGUCAGUAGCCAUUUUUUUGCAGUGAUUUGAAGACCAAAGUUGUUUUACAGCUGUGUUACCGUUAAAGGUUUUUUUUUUUAUAUAUGUAUUAAAUCAAUUUAUCACUGUUUGAAGCUUUGAAUAUCUGCAAUCUUUGCCAAGGUACUUUUUUAUUUAAAAAAAAAUAACUUUGUAAAUAUUACCCUGUAAUAUUAUAUAUACUUAAUAAAACAUUUUAAGCUA
Molecule: messenger RNA, 7211 nt
Organism: Symphalangus syndactylus (siamang)
Lineage: Eukaryota; Metazoa; Chordata; Mammalia; Primates; Hylobatidae
Gene: CD47
Product: CD47 molecule
Biological process (GO): positive regulation of phagocytosis; positive regulation of inflammatory response; positive regulation of cell-cell adhesion
Cellular component (GO): extracellular exosome; plasma membrane
Molecular function (GO): thrombospondin receptor activity
Source: RefSeq, a predicted model, not a curated record